This is a messenger RNA of Nasonia vitripennis (jewel wasp), 6850 nucleotides long. It is a transcript of the gene uex, whose product is annotated as metal transporter CNNM4. Gene Ontology annotation, cellular component: plasma membrane. The coding region runs from base 122 to 2938 and encodes 938 amino acids. Gene Ontology annotation, biological process: transport; magnesium ion homeostasis. Gene Ontology annotation, molecular function: transmembrane transporter activity. Lineage: Eukaryota; Metazoa; Arthropoda; Insecta; Hymenoptera; Pteromalidae. The transcript is spliced from 13 exons. The record is from RefSeq and is a predicted model, not a curated record.
GCGGGGCGAAGUAGUCGUCGCGGCGCAUUCCCCGCGUUCGCAAGACGUCGCGUUUGUCUGUUUUUUUCUCGUGUGCGCGCGUGCCAGUAAGUAGUGUGUUGUGUGUACAUCGCUGCACAUCAUGGCGUGGCAGCGGCCGCCGGUUGUUGUUGUUGUGCUGCUGCUGCUAUUACUGACAAACGCCACGACAGGACUAGAUCUAAGGACAGCCCAGCUGGUGGGUCCGGGUCUGCUGCAGCUCGCCGGUAACGAGGGCCUGAGCACGAGAUUGACGCAACUCGGCUGGACGAGCGAUGCCGACAGCCCGUGCAAGCAAGUCGAGCUACAGUGGAUUGAUGGGAGCAACGAUGGAAGCAAAGGUCUGGUGCGAGCUGCAAAAGAUGUUGCUGUGGAAGGUGCUAUUCUGUGUGUGGACGGAGAGCCCAGCAGUGUGAGGAUUCAGGGGAACCAGAAAAAUCGUCAGAGCCGAGCUAUCCUGGAGCCGUCGGUGGAAACGGAGCUGCGCAUCGAGGGUGUUCUCGUAGAGUUGGCUGCUAAAUUUCACCUCGACGAAGAGGACGAUACUCUGAGGGUCCUCGCGGGGAGAGAGGCUACCAUCAGGUUGUUCGGCGUUGGGAUCACCAACAACACCGUCAUCGCCUUCACGUCAGACGAGGGGAAACGCGGCGAUGUCUGCGACAAGAUUAAGUCCAAAGAGUUUACGGUGCGCGACGUAAUCGCGGGCACGACGGCCGUGUCCGACAUCGUUCUUCCCGACGGCGACCCUUACUACAUCUGCGCCAAACAGCAUAUCGAAGAUGGCUCCUCACAGUAUGAACUCUUCAGGCACCAAGGCUCCGAGAGAUACAAAGUUAUACACACGUUUACUAGUAGGCCGAUGUGGCUGAGCAUCCUCAUAAUCCUCACGUGCCUGACGUUCUCAGCCCUGUUUUCAGGCCUGAAUCUUGGCCUCAUGUCGCUCGACCGGACUGAACUGAAAAUCCUUUGCAACACCGGUACAGAGAAAGAGAAACGCUACGCGAGAACGAUCCAACCAGUGCGAAAUCACGGCAACUAUCUGCUCUGCUCGAUUCUCUUCUCCAACGUGUUGGUCAAUUCGAUAUUCACCGUUAUUUUGGAAGAGCUGACCUCCGGCAUGGUGGCUGUUUACUGCUCCACACUGGCAAUCGUCAUUAUCGGUGAAAUUUCACCCCAAGCUAUUUGCAGUAGACACGGACUUUGCAUCGGUGCCAAGACCAUCUACAUCACGAAGCUGACGAUGCUGCUAACCUUCCCGCUGAGCUACCCUAUCAGCAAGCUACUGGACUUCCUGCUGGGCGAGGAGAUCGGCAACGUGUACAACAGAGAGCGUCUCAAGGAACUCCUCAAGGUGACAACUGGCUACAAUGAUCUGGAAAAGGACGAGGUGGACAUAAUUGCCGGCGCCUUGGAACUUCGCAAGAAGACUGUGGCAGACGUAAUGACAAGAAUCGAGGACGUCUACAUGCUCGACAUCAAUCGCAUCCUUGACUUCGAGACCGUAUCCGAGAUCAUGUCAUCAGGAUUCUCGCGAAUACCGGUGUUCGAGGGAAGUCGCACCAACAUCGUCACGAUGCUGUACAUCAAGGACCUGGCGCUCGUCGAUCCAGACGACAACAUGCCUCUCAGGACUCACUGCCAGUUUUAUCAGAAUCCUUGCAACUUUGUCUUCGAGGACGUAACGUUAGACAUAAUGUUUAAACAAUUCAAAGAAGGUCACAAGGGUCACAUGGCCUUCGUACAACGGGUCAACAGCGAAGGCGAGGGCGAUCCAUUCUACGAGGUCAUUGGUCUUAUCACAUUGGAGGACGUCAUCGAGGAACUCAUCCAGGCUGAAAUCAUCGACGAAACGGAUGUCUUCACGGACAAUAGAAGUAAACGCAAGCGCCAGGCCCGCUCCAAGGUACCUGACUAUACAGUCUUUGCCGAGAAGAAGGAGAACCAACGUAUCCACAUCUCUCCCCAGCUUUCCCUUGCCAUGUUCCAAUAUUUAUCGACAUGCGUCGAAGCCUUUAAAUCCGAGUCAAUAUCGGAACCGAUCCUACGACGUCUGCUGAAGCAGGACAUAAUCUACCAUAUAAAGGUCAAAUCGCGCGAGAAGGCACGUAACGAUCCUACUGCAGUAAUUUAUCAGCAAGGCAAGCCUGUCGACUACUUUGUGCUCAUACUAGAAGGUCGCGUCGAGGUCACCGUUGGUAAGGAAAACCUCAUGUUCGAGAGCGGCCCGUUCACCUACUUUGGCACCCAGGCCUUAACAGCUAACAUUGGCAUAGCUACGGCGGCAGAAUCACCGACAAACGUCAAUCCCCAGACGCUGGGUAGCAUCCAAUCGGUGAACUUGGACGCCAUACUGCGCCACACUUUUGUACCCGAUUACUCGGUACGCGCCGUCACCGAGGUCUUCUACGUCAAGAUCAAACGCUCGCUGUACCUGGCGGCAAAGCGAGCCACUCUUCUCGAACGUAGCCAGAAAGACUCCUCCACCACCAAUAGUCAGGAUCAGUUUGACGAUGAGGUGGAAAAACUACUUCACUCUUUGGACGAAGACGAGCGAAGUGUUCCAGAAUCUCCAAUUCUACCUAAGGAUAAAGAUAUCAACGAUAUUAGAAAUGAUAGUGCACCACAGCCGUCGCCCAUGCGACACUCAUCUCUGCCGGCUGUCACCGUCGUGCCCGUGAGCGCCAGCCCAAAUACCAAUUCCAAGUUCGUUUCGAAAAAUGGGCCUAACGGACAACUAAAGAGCUCACCGGCCAAGAUUCAAGACGCGCCAAGUUCGCCGGACCGACGGCAGAAGUUGGACUUGGACACAGAAAUCCAGGAGCGCCAAGCGGAGGCAGCGCGGCUGCUGUCGACGAGUAAGAAGUCUGCCGAGGACGAGGAGAGAACGAUCCUGUUGAACAAGCAGGACAACUCCUCUUAACACUUGCCGAACGGCCGACUGGCCAGUACGGACAACACCUCGUCGUCGCCGACGAAGAUCAAUAAGCUCCGCAACGAAGGACAAGAGGCGUCCGCGUGACGCCUGACGGACCGUGGAAGCUGUAGCGGGGGCAGCCGAGAGAAUAUGGGCUUGGUACUUAACGAUAUGCGUAGAUCUAAGGUGUAGGUCGAGGAUAACGUUAGUCUACAGAGAACGCUUGUAUUCACUCGCGCGGGCUUCGAAUGGUUUUGAAUCCGCGCGCACCCCUGCUUUCUCAGGUGUCCCGUUUUACCGACGACGUCCGUAAUUUCUUUCAUUUCGAAGUAGUUAUCGGCAUUUAGAAAGCACGUAAUCAAUUUUUUGAUAACUUUUUUUUCGAUUGCUUUUAUGUGUUAAUGCUGUUAUUGUCGUUGUUGUUGUUAUUAUAUAGUAUUCUUUACAUUUUUAGAAUCGAGUGUGUGUAAACGUCGGUAAACUGGGCUGCUCGACAAGGUUUUAAGAUCUUACUGUGAUAUCGUAUUUUUACAAACACUAUUUGUUUCUUUUUAAGAGUUACAAUGUAUAGUUCAUCAAAUCCGCCAUCGACUGAGCGGUACUUGUUGAUCAAUUUUUUUUUUUUUUUACUGUUCGUGUACAAUAACCCUUCAAUCAAUUUUUCUAAAUACUUAAUAAGACCCCUCACUUUAUGAGAUGAAAUACGUUAAUAGAGCAAUAAAAGAAACGCGAGCAUUUACCGUAAUUUUAGAAUCUGCCGCUCAGUCGGUGACUCAAAUAUAAUACGCAGCCUUCGACAAACGAGAAUCACUGCAUAUAAGCCGCGCGCGUGUACGGAAUAAGUAAUCGCCUUCCCCCCACAUCGAAUCAGCGAAGGUACGACGAUGCGAUGUCAAGCCAUUCGAGGCGUCGCGGCCCCGCCAGACACAAUAGUGAUCGCGUACGAAUUCGAGCCAGAUCUCCGAAUUCGCCACGAGAGAAUACAUUUGUGCAUGCGUGUAAAAGUGUAUGUGUGCAGUGUGUAUAUAUUGAGAUUACUUCCACUCAGGGACCGGACAUGUAUAUGCCAAAUUCACACCGCAGCGUUUUUGCGCGUCGAACCAGACUGAUUUACUUGUUUCCUACCCCUCACCCCACCCCUUUGUUUUCGGUCCGUUGUUCCAUUUUUUUUCAAUCGAGCUACUGAAGCCGCAAGUUCUUCGAAGCGUAAAUUUCAUAUCAGUGUGAUUUAGCGCCAUUGAUUUGAAUCAACGAAUUUGGUUCGAAAAUUUUGAGAAACGAGCGGCGGAAUAAACACAUACAGAAUAUAUCGUUUCUCCAGUAUUCUCAUCCAGCCCUUGAUCACAUCUCUCAUCGCGUGCGUAGCGGCGAACACUCGACCCAUGCGCCCGUGGGUACACCUAUACAAAACUUGAAGGAAGACAAUGAAAAUGAAGAAUUAUGUUAUCGGAUCGGUCCUUUUUCUUUUUUUUUUUUAUCAUUGUAUAUGUACUAAGGACCGGUCCGCGUGCGAGUAGUGGAAGUAGCGGUACUUCGUAGGAAAAAAACUAUUUAAUCUUGUAUACUAAACCUAAUCAUUCGAAGCAUUUGCGAGAUAUACAAUGUAGUAGGUGCGAAUGUCGAGGAAGACAAAACACUCCGUGACGCAUACUUAUAAUAUACACUUGUCACACGUGGACGGUAGCGAUUGUAGAACUCAACACAACGAAGCGUGUGAAUUAGUAAAUGUUAACGAACCGUAUGUGUAGUUCACGGGGGGUGACGUUCAGUUUUUUGUAUCAGUGAUCGUCUCUUUUGUACUCUCUGAGUGCGACCUACUUUUCGCUUCUGAUUUUCGCCGAAUUUGCGCUAUUGUCGUUCGAUGUAUGUGUAGAAAGUACUUUCCUAGUCUUUUGUUUGUGAUUGUGUUUCUCGUCGAUGUCGUGCUAUUAUUUCUUCUUUUUUUUAUGUGCUAUUAGUACGAGGCGCCCGAGAGAAGUCGGGCCAUCGCGUUUGCAACAACAGUUCGUUCGAGGACACCUUUGGUCCUCGGACACCAGUGCCUUACAGCAGAGAACAAGAGUAGGGAAUGUUCAACGGCGCCUCGGCGCGUUAUGCAUAUUUUUCUUUUUUUUUUAUUCAACGAAACGUCGCCGAAGGAGUAAUCAUUGUAAACUCGCGGAGAUCGGCACAUCUAAAUACUUGAGUCAGCUAUUUCUGUAACGUAUCGGACUAUCGAUUAUAUUCAAUUGAUGAGCGAUUAGGCUUAAUUCUUCUCGAGUAAUAAAACUAUCUCAAAGUUUGUCUUGAAAAUCAAAUGAAAGAAACUCCACUCCUAGAAGUGUGUAUACAUCUCGACGAGCUAAGUGAACGAACAAAGCGAGCGUACACGCCGAGUAAAUAAAGAACUUUUUCAUGUAUGAAUAGUUAAACCAAUAUGUGACUAUGACUUAUCCUUAUACAUUUGUAUCGCGAUUCUGCUGCAACUUAAAGAAAAAGUACUUAGAAGUGCUGAUCCCUCAAAGGACGUAGAGUCGUAUGUAUGUGUAUAGAAAAAGAUUAAACGCAGACGGUAAUAAUAAUAAUAAUGAUAGUGAACGAGAAGAGACUAUUUUUUACGUGAAUAAUAUGCGUAUAGAGAAGUAACGAGACAAUGUUCCCCUAUAAUACUAACAUAUCUCGGAUCCUAACAUCCGUAGUUCACUUCUGCAAUACAACCCACUUUAUCCUGUUGGUGGAGAGAAUUCAAUCGAUCGUAUUACUCUCUCUCUCUCUCUCUCUCUCUCUCGUAAAAGUGACGAGAUACCUAAGAUCAACUCAAGUUGAAACGCUGUCGGCGUGUCUUUUGUUUCUGCAAUUCACUAGUGUCUUUUCCCAUUGAACAAUACUGUAAUCUGAAUGCCGAGGCUCUAAAAUGAAUUGCUGUUAUUUGCCGUCUUAUCUAUAAUAAAAAACGGCAAGCAGUGCGUUGUUAGAAUGAAAGUGGUAUUUUCAUGCUCGCUACAAGUUAAGUUAUUUUUGUAUUAUUAUUUUUAGAACAGUAACAUGAUGUCUUACAUUACGCCAACAAGCGAUGUCUAAAGGAAUUUAAACCGAAACACUGCUGAUUUUCGUUCGGUCAAUUCAGCCUUUUGCGUACGACCGAACUGCGCUAUGAUCAUGUGUAGACAGUUUUCUUUUCAUUUGUUCCGUUAUAUAGCGAAGAUUUUGAGUGCGAAUUGCGUUGUAUAUUUAAAAUACUUAGCUGUACUGUGUAAUCUGUGUGUAAAACGAUUUCGCAACUUACAGCGAUUGAAAUAUUCAAUUUCUGCGCCGAUUGAGAAGCGAACGAUACCGUACGUGUGUAUUAACCCGUUUAUAGAUAGUCGAAUUCACGAAGGUGCUUCAAACUUUGCAGCGUCGACGCUUCGCUUCUCAGUCGGUAUAUCAUAUACGAGUCCAGGCCUCCGCAUGAAUUUCCCAGUCUGAUAAUUUCGCAUCCCCCUUAGUGCAGAUGAAACUGCCUCCGCCUUUUUUUACGAUAUUCCGCAAAGGUAGAUCGAAUCAAAUGGUUAAAGUUUAACGGCGAUGUGUAUAAUGAUGGUCGCUGUAAGUGUUUGUGCGUCGUCUAAAGAAGUUUGUUGAAUUAUAACGAAUGGGAAAAGAGGAAGCCACGAGCUGGUGAGAAAUAAUACCGUUGUUAAAUUUGUAUCACGUCAAUACGAAGAAACGAGCGUGUGUGUAAGUAAUAACAAGAGCGGACAAUUGUGGAGAGAACGUACAAAGUUCUUCUACGAGAUCAGCGGAGACAUGGAGCGUAUAAUAGCUCGCGGUGCACUUGCGAGAUAAAUACACAACGUAUAUUGUAAUAAUAUUGAAUUAUAAGUUUUGUUGCCGAUGACUUAUUAAUUAUUAUUAUACACAUUAAAAUAUAUAAAUAAUAUAUAAGUUUCUACAUAA